Pediculus humanus corporis (human body louse) is the source of this 2292-nucleotide messenger RNA. RefSeq lists its product as uncharacterized. The record is from RefSeq and is a predicted model, not a curated record. Lineage: Eukaryota; Metazoa; Arthropoda; Insecta; Psocodea; Pediculidae. Gene Ontology annotation, molecular function: hydrolase activity, hydrolyzing O-glycosyl compounds. The coding region runs from base 1 to 2292 and encodes 763 amino acids. The transcript is spliced from 14 exons. Gene Ontology annotation, biological process: carbohydrate metabolic process.
AUGUUAAUGGUGAUACGGAUGAUACAUUUAGCGAUGCUGACGAAUCUGAUGUUGAAGAAGGUUCCAUUGAGAUCUGCUAGAAAAAAAUCCGUUAUGCCUUUAAAAGCUCCCAUAAUGAAUUUAGACGUUCCAGAUCAUUCUCAUGAAAAUUCCAUAACGUCUCUAAAUAGUAUAUCCAGUUUGUUGAAAGAAAAACUUAGCAUGGUACCUUUUCCAAGUUUAUUAAAACCAAAACGAAAACCUAAAAAUUACAAACUAAAAGCUUUUGUUUGUAUUUUGUUUUUAAGUAUAAUUUUUUUGGUAGGAUUUGCUUAUGUCUUUUACCAUCAACAAGUAUUACAAAGAGCUUAUUUUGAACGAAUACGAUUUAAUAAAGAAGAAAAAAUUGUUAGAGUUUAUGAUAACGAUGGUAACGAUCUUUUAUCAGGAUAUUUGGGAACAACAAUAAAUAGUAAUUUAGUAUUUAGAUGUUUGAAAGAGCAUGAAUUUGAUGAUGGAAGUGUUUGCAUGGAAUGGAUGCACAGAGCAAGACUUUACUUGAGAUUUAGAAAUUCACAUCCAGGGGUUAGAUGCUAUCAAAUAACUUGGGAAAGUUUAAAUUUUUUUGUGAAUCCAACCGAUUGUUUUGAUUGGAGUAGAGGAGGUCAUUGGUACGGUGGUGGUCAAGUACAAAACAUGACUUGGCCAGCAGAAUUGGGAAAUAUAAAAUUAUCACCUUUUAUUACCGGCGACACAACUCAUCAACAAUGGGGAAACGUUCUUCAAAGAUAUUUUUUAAAUUCAAAAGGUGUAUCGAUAUCCGUUGAUCAUGAAACUCCAUUGUACAUAGCUUUAGAUAAUUUUAAUGGUGAAAAAAGGUUUUGUCUUCAAGCAAGAUAUGAUAAUUUUGUCUACUUUUAUCAUAAUACUGCUUUACCUGUUUUGAAUUAUAGUAUUUGUACAUCGAAUAAUAUAAAAAUUCUUCACGGAUAUAUGUCUGAAAAAAGUCUUUGGGAUGGACUUAAAGAGAAAGAUAUCGAAACCAUUUAUUCUCUUUUAACUGAACCUGUUUGGCAAAUAGGACUGGAUAAUGCUGAACAUUUAACGGAAUCGACAGUUUAUAAUUAUACAGAAGAUGUUAUAGCAUUAGCCUUUUUAAGACAGGGACACGUUCUCAUAAACGAGAUGUGGCAAAAAAAUAUUGGAGAUUUUACUAUGGACGAACAAAGAUUUCCAACAAUGGCAGAUACAAUAAAAAUACUUCAGAGAAGAGGAUUUAAAAUUGUUUUAUCAAUUCAACCGUUUAUAUCAACGGAAAGUCAUAAUUUUAAAUUAGCUAUGAAAGAAAAACUUUUGGUAUCUGAGAGAAGUAACGAAAAUAUUCCAGCUCUCACAAGGUAUAAAGGAUUAGAAAGCGCAGGAAUGAUAGAUAUAACAAAUAAUCAAACGAUUCCUUGGAUUCAAGAACGUCUUAUCGCUGUCGUUAAAAAAUAUAACAUAAAUUCUUUUUAUCUCGAUUUGGGGUCGACAUAUAACAUGCCUCACUUUUACAGAUUUGAAAAAAAACUAGUCAAUCCUGAUCAAUAUAAAACUCUUUUUACGGAAAAUGUACUACAACUUGUCGAAGUGAUUGGCGUGUCAUCAGCCGUUCAAAGACCCAAACCACCUGUUUUUGUUAGUUUACCACCUCUUUCAAGUACCUGGGAAAGUUUAACAUUAAUCAUACCUAUUGUUCUCACGUAUGGAAUUAUUGGUUAUCCUUUUAUAAUGCCAGGACCAGUUGGAGGCAGCUUUUAUAGUGAGACAACAUUAACUAAUUACACAUACAUAUACAUAAAUGAAUUUAUAUUUCUGCCUGACAAAGAGCUUUAUAUUAGAUGGCUUCAAUUGGCAACUUUUCUACCAGUCAUUAGAUUUACUUAUUUGCCUAGCAAAUACAAAGAUGAAUCUGUUUUAGAAAUAGCUAAAAUUCUCACUCAUUUAAGAGUUAAAAUUGUAAACCCACUUCUAAAAAAAUAUGCAAAAGAUGCAUUAGAUUCUGGCCUUCCAAUCAUACGUCCUUUGUGGAUGCUAGAUCCUUCAGAUCCAACUUGUCAUACUGUAGUCGAUGAAUUUUCAGUAGGAGAAGAACUUAUAGUUGCACCAGUUAUACAUGAAGCUACAACAGAAAGAGAAGUAUAUUUACCUGCAGGAGUUUGGAAGGAUGGCAUUGAUGGUAGCUUAAGAAAAGGUAGCAGAUGGAUACAUAAAUAUAAAGUAAUGCAGAAUAAAGUAGCUUAUUUUGUCAAAAUGCCAGAUAAUACAAGAUUUUAA